AUGUUUAACCUCAGUCAAAUCAUACGUCUCUCACUGAUCUUGUCUGUUCGCCAUCUUUCUCAAUGUCUUGCUGUUACACUUUUUGUUUUUUCUUUUUUUAAUAUUCUUUGCCCAUUUUCUCCCUUUCUCUUUAUAUUUAAAAUUCAUACUUCUCUCUUUUUCUCUUUUCAUUUCUUAAACUUUCUUUCAGCAUUCAACUCAUUAAAUUUAAUUUCCAUCCUUUUCUUCUUUCUUUCUCCUUUCCUUCUACAUUCACCCCUCUCUCUCUCCCUCUCUUUCUCUCUCUCUCCCUCUCUCUAUCUAUCUAUCUAUCUAUCUAUCUAUCUAUCUAUCUAUCUCCGUCUCUUCAUUCUAACUAAAUUUUCUCCUCAGACUAAACUUAACUACUCUCGUUUUCUCCCUUUAUAUUUAAGAUUCAUACGGUCUCUCUUUUUUCUCUAUCUCUCUAUUUUUAUCUCUAUCAAUAGAACUUACGCUCCUCCACAAUGUUCAAUUCUUCUUUCCUUCUAUCAGAGUACUUUAUGUGCGCAUGCGCAUCUGUCGGCCUUGAGCUUUCAUUCAACAGAUUCCUUCAUUAUUUUCUAUUUUUCUUUCUUUUUUCUUUCUAUUUCUUUCGUCCUUAUUCGUUUUCUUUCUUUCUUUCUUUUUUGUAACGCACUAUAUUUUCCCUCUUUUGUUUUCACUAUUCUUCCACCAUUUUUUUUUUGUUUACAUUUCAUUCUUACAUUUUUAAGCCUUUUCAUCUUCAUUCCUAUUCAGAAUAACUCGAUGACUUUCCUCCUCUCUAUUCAUUCUUAUUGUCCACCUUUUAUUCUCUUUUUAUUUUCGUACCAUUUUUUUAUUUUGUUUUCCUUUUUUUCUUUCUUGUUUAUCUAUCUCUUCUCUCUUUUCGCACAUUUCCAUAUAUUUUCCAACGUUUUCCUCUCUUUCAUUUUCCUCGUUUUCUUCGUUAAUUCCUCCGUUUCUUUUUCUUUUCAUUUCUCUUUCAUUCAUUUAAGGACCAUUCCAUCUUUUUUCACUUCAUUCUUUUCUUUUACUUAUCUACCCCAGUUUCAUUUUUCCUCCUUUUUAUCUAAUUUUACUCCGUCGUUUUUUUUCUCGCUAAAUUUCUUCCCAUUCUUUUCAUUCGCCCUCUUUCUUCUCUUUUUCCUUCCUCUCUUUCUACUCUUUUUAAUUGAAUUUCCAUCACUUUCUUCGUUUUUCUUCCUUCCAUCAAUAUUUCCCACCUCUCUCUCUCUAUCUCUCUCUCUAUCUAUCUUAACUCUCUCUCUCUCUCUCUCUCUCUCUCUCUCUCUCUCUCUCUCUCUCUCUCUCUCUUCAGCCUUGCAUUUAAAUUUUUGA
Molecule: messenger RNA, 1341 nt
Organism: Acanthosepion pharaonis
Lineage: Eukaryota; Metazoa; Mollusca; Cephalopoda; Sepiida; Sepiidae
Source: the annotation of a GenBank genome assembly